Messenger RNA from Lagopus muta (rock ptarmigan), 1417 nucleotides. RefSeq names its product ubiquitin conjugating enzyme E2 R2 (gene UBE2R2). Bases 147 to 863 code for a protein of 238 amino acids. NCBI's taxonomy places the organism in Eukaryota, Metazoa, Chordata, Aves, Galliformes, Phasianidae. Gene Ontology annotation, molecular function: ubiquitin conjugating enzyme activity. The record is from RefSeq and is a predicted model, not a curated record. The transcript has 5 exons. Gene Ontology annotation, biological process: protein polyubiquitination; ubiquitin-dependent protein catabolic process.
GCUGAGGUCAGCGGCGAGCGGGCGCCGUCACAAAAGGAAGUGGCGGCGGCGGCCGUCAGAGUGGGAAGGGGCGGGGGCCCGCGGGGCAGCGCGGCGGUAGCAGCGAAGGAAGCGGAGGCAGGGGUCGGAGCGGCGGGGGCCGCGCCAUGGCCCAGCAGCAGAUGAGCAGCUCGCAGAAGGCGCUGAUGCUGGAGCUGAAGUCGCUGCAGGAGGAGCCGGUGGAAGGCUUCCGCAUCACCCUGGUGGACGAGUCCGACCUCUACAACUGGGAGGUGGCGAUCUUCGGGCCCCCCAACACCCUGUACGAGGGUGGCUACUUCAAGGCUCACAUUAAAUUCCCUAUUGACUAUCCGUAUUCACCACCUACCUUCAGAUUCCUGACCAAAAUGUGGCACCCCAACAUUUAUGAGAAUGGAGAUGUAUGUAUUUCAAUUCUUCACCCACCUGUAGAUGAUCCACAAAGUGGAGAGCUGCCAUCUGAGAGGUGGAACCCUACCCAAAACGUCAGGACUAUAUUACUGAGUGUAAUCUCUUUGCUUAAUGAGCCCAACACAUUCUCUCCUGCCAAUGUGGAUGCAUCAGUCAUGUUCAGAAAAUGGAGGGACAGUAAAGGAAAAGACAAGGAAUAUGCAGAAAUCAUAAGGAAACAGGUGUUGGCUACCAAAGCUGAGGCAGAGAAGGAUGGCGUGAAGGUCCCCACUACGCUGGCAGAGUACUGCAUCAAAACUAAAGUGCCUUCCAAUGACAACAGUUCGGAUUUGCUUUAUGACGACUUGUAUGACGACGACAUCGAUGAUGAAGACGAGGAGGAGGAGGACGCCGACUGUUACGAUGACGAUGAUUCUGGCAACGAGGAGUCGUGACCUGCUCCCUCUGUGCCCCUGUACUGCCCUGCCAACUCAGGCCAGAAGGGAGCAGCGGUAACCUAGCAGCAGUCCAGCAAAAAAGUGUGGGGGGGGGAUCAAAAAACUUUUGUCUCCUGCUGUCUCCUGUUGUAUGGAUCUGUUUGCUCCUUUUUUAUGGACCUCUUAGAGACCCUCCACAGAAUGUCUGAAUUCUUGCAUUCUUAACCCUUUCAUCACUGUAUUACAAUUUCUUUUUGAAAAAGAAAAUCCCCUUUUCACUUCUCUACGAAACGCUCACAGCGAAAAAGGUUUGCUCGCAUUUAGGUUCUUGAAUUCAAUACAGUCUUGCAUUGAGGUGUUUAAUGUAUUUAAAGCUGGAACAAACACAUUGGAAGCUGUGUUUCUUGGGAGCUCAAGUGCUGCAUUUACUGGGAAGAAAAAAAUCCACACAAAGCAAAUUGCCAAGGUUUAGCUGCUCCAUUUACAAUAAUAGCGUGUGUACAUUCGUUUAGCCUUGUGGUGGUGGCUUUUCCUUUAUAAGGUGGGGGGCGGAGAGCGUUAAGCUACUGUGU